UUUUUAACUCUAACAAGCAAAGUCCAGUGUCACAACCCCAGCUGACUUCUGUGCCUGCUCAGUCUGUUGACCAGGUGCUGCUAACUGAAGAGUACGAUGCUACCCAUCCAGGAUGUUAACAGUGUUCCAUCUGGAAAGGGGAAUAUGAGUUCGUCACGAAGAGGUUGCUUAAACAAUCCUAAUGCAUUCUGCUACAGUAGGGCCCCGCUUAUACAGCGGGUUCCAUUCCGGACCCCCACCGUAAAGCGGAAAAUGCCAUAAAGCAGAACCCCAUUGACUUUAAUGGGGCGCGUUGCGCAAAAAUGCCGCAAAAGCGGCAAAAUCGGCUUCAAAAUUGAAAACAAAAGCCGCCACAUUAGCAGAAUGCCGGUAAGCGGAGCACCGGUAAGCGGGGCCCUACUGUACAUUUGUGGCGAAUACACUCUGCAAAAACAAAGAAAAAACAUCACUGACUUUGUAAAACAAGCGUAUCUUGCUUAUUUUGGAGUGAAGCUUGGGCUCCCCAUAAGGUUUGGAAAACCUGUGUAGAGUGCCUACGACAGUGGAAAAAUGGAGAAAGGAAACGUUUAAACUUUGGUGUGUCUAUGGUGUGGAGAGAGCCACAAAACAAUCACGAUGAUUGUUAUUUUUGUGUUGUGAAUGUGAAAGGUUUCAAUCGCUACAAGAAACAUAAGUGGGAGUAUCCUGAUUUGGACUCAGCAAGGCGACCUGUGCCACACUGCGAAGAAGUUCCCAUACCAGUGUUUACCUCACCACCUGACCUUCCAUUGUCAGAUGUCGAAGAAAUGCUGGACGUGGAGUGUAGCACAGGUGGUAGCCCUGGAAGUGGAUAUGAAGAAAGCUUUUCAACACCUGAGCAGUUCUCCCAAAAAGAACUCAGUGAUCUGAUACGAGACCUCAGUCUGUCAAAGCAAGCAUCUGAACUUUUAGCAUCCAGGCUAAUGGAAAAGAACUGUCUACAGCCGGAAGCUAACAUAACAGCUUAUCAGACAAGAGAGGAGGGACUUCUUCCAUACUUCAGACAAGAUGAAGAACUUGUAUACUGCAAUAACAUUCCUGGACUUCUUCUCCAAAUGGGACUACUGGAAUAUCGACCAGAAGAUUGGCAGCUUUUUAUGGACAGCUCCACCAGAAGCUUGAAAUGUGUUUUAUUGCACAAUGGUAACCGCUAUGCAUCUCUUCCAAUUGCUCACUCAACAAAACUUAAAGAAGAAUAUGAAAAUAUCAAAAUGGUCUUGCAGAAGCUCUGCUAUCAUGAGUACCAGUGGUCUAUUUGUGUUGAUCUAAAGAUGGUGAACUUCUUGCUUGGGCAGCAAAGUGGAUACACGAAGUACCCUUGUUUCAUCUGCUUGUGGGAUAGUAGGGCAAAGCGAGAUCAUUGGAAGAAAGUGACAUGGCCUUCAAGGGAACACAUGACUGUAGGUGCAGCAAACAUCAUUAACAAGCCAUUGGUUGAUAGAGAAAAAAUCAUUCUCCCACCACUCCAUAUCAAGCUUGGACUGAUGAAGCAAUUUGUUAAGGCCUUGGACGAAGAUGGUGAUUGCUGCAAAUACAUUUGUAGAUCGUUCCUUGUACUGACUAUGGAAAAACUAAAAGCAGGAAUCUUUGAUGGUCCUAAAAUUCAUAAACUCAUCAAUGAUUUGAAUUUCACUAAAUUUAUGAAUGAUGUUGAAGCUUCUGCCUGGUGGAGUUAUGUCUCAGUUGUCAAGAACUUCUUGGGUAACCACAAAGCAGACAAUUAUGAAGAAUUGGUGCAAAACAUGCUCGCUGACUUUAAACAUUUGGGUACUAAUAUGAGCAUAAAGGUACACUAUCUCCAUAGCCACUUAGACAGAUUUCUGGAUAAUCUUGGUGAUUUUAGUGAGGAACAAGGAGAGAGGUUCCAUCAGGAUAUAAAGGUGAUGGAGGAAAGGUAUCAAGGCACAUGGGACAGACACAUGAUGGCAGACUACUGCUGGAGCCUCCAACGUAAUUGUCCUGAUGCCCCACAUAAAAGAAAAUUGUACACACAGCAUUUUCCUAUGCAUUAAUUGUGAUUAUCUGAAUCAGCUUACUUUGUUUUAAUGUUAUUGUACUGAAUACAACACCAUUAGGUAUUUCAUGUGUUUACUUUUGUAUGAUUUGAGACAGUUUCCAUGUCAUUUGUGGGUAGGCUAUGCCUGACCAUUACAUUUUUUGAAUUUGUUAUGUUUUUCAAUGGGGGCAUCCAUUAUCUCAAAAAUUAGAGCCAAUCUAGCAAAACCGAUGCCAUAUUUGGAAUCAGUGACACAAAGUUACCCUAAAAUCGAUCAAACAUCAUUGGCAAUAAAAUUAGUGUUGAAGUCUGCCCUUGUAGGAGAACCAGUCUUAGCUAUCAUUCUGAUAUUGUGUGGAAAGGGGAAAACAACAAUAAUCUUAUAGCCAUUUUCAGAUUCCCCAUUGUAGUGAAUUGUUGGAAAACAGAGCUUUGUUUUUAACAGAUCUGAAGCACCUUGGACAGCUCCUUGAAAGUUUGGACUGAAACCCAGAGUGGAUUCCACUGCCCCACUGACAUGGAGGCACCAGCCACCACUGCCUUUCAACAGUUUUAAGAGAAUGACUGUGAAAAAGUUUACCUUUUAAUUUGCACGGCCCUCUUGAGAUAGCUUUUGUUUUGUUUUUUCUCACUGAUGUGUACAUGAAUUUUUAGUUGUUGGGGGUAAAAUGUUGUAGGCACCGACUGCAAGACUCAAGCCUUUUUGGAAGGAAUUUCUCUAAGGCAAUUUCCUGAGCAAGUCCACCAGCUCCAAACUGAAAGGAGCCUAUAUUUCGAGCCCUUCUACUGCUUCAGAGAGAUCCUUUUGUUUGGAAUAUAAAGAAGGUCAAAUGAUCUUUAAUAACUGCAAGAGGCCAGAAUCUCGGUUUCCACGACUCAUAUGAAAAUGCCACCUACAGUAAGGCAAGUGCCCUUAAAGAAGUUUGCUGGGCAAAUAUUCCACAUUGAUUUAGGCUGUAAUCCUAUGAGAUAAGCCUCUCAAGGAAGAAGGUUAGGCUGUCUGGACUUUAGAGAGAGAAAUGACCAUGUUUAAAUUUCACCUUCCUCUCCCACCCCACACAGUGUGAGAAUUGUUGAUAAGAUGACUUUGACUUUGAAUGCCAGAGGGACAAAUCAAGCGCCCUGUCCUUGAAUUAAGACAAUAUUUUAUCUACUUCCUCCUUGAUGGGCAAGUCAGAUUCUCAUAGAACUGCAGUAUCUGCUAAAACUCAGAAUAUUCAGAAUUCCAUGGAAUAUUAUGGUCUGACAAUUUCCAAUCUUAAUCAGAUUCUUGCUUCAGUUGAAAAAGUUACAUGUUCCCCAGAUCUGUGCAUGAAAACACAAGAAGAGCCCUGCUGGAUCAGGCCAGUGGCCCAUCUAGUCUAGCAUCCUGUUCUCACAGUAGCCAACCAGAUGCCUAUGGGAAAUAUGCAAGCAGGACCUGAGCACAAGAGCACUCUCUCCUCCUGCGGUUUCAAGCAACUGGCAUUCAGAAACAUACUGCUUCGGACCAUGGAGUCAGAGCAAUAAUCAUCAUGGCUAGUAGCACUGAUAGCUUUAUUCUCCACGAAUGUGUCUAAUCCUCUUUUAGAGCCAUCCAACUUGGUGGCCAUCAUUACCUCUUGUGGGAGCAAAUUCCAAAGUUUAUUUUAAUAUACAUAUUUAAUAUACAUAUUUGAAUGUGCUUUAAAGCACAUUUCCCACCACAAAGAAUUCUGGGCACUGUAGUUUAACCCUCAUAGAGUUAUAAUUCCCAGCAAACCUUAACAAACUACAGUGCCCAGAAAUCUUUGAGGUGGAAAAUGUGCUUUGAAUGUGCUUUAGAGAUAUAGUGUGUAUGCAGUGUCAGAAAGAGGCUGGACUUCUUUUCCAAAACAAAACAAAAACCUGCCACAUUUGUACUUAAUAUGUAGUUAAUAUGUAUGUAUUCUCCACUUUGGGUAAAAAGAGGAAUAUAAACAUUUUAAAUAAAUAAAUAAGGUAAAUCUUGCUCUC
Messenger RNA from Rhineura floridana, 3988 nucleotides. RefSeq lists its product as uncharacterized. NCBI's taxonomy places the organism in Eukaryota, Metazoa, Chordata, Lepidosauria, Squamata, Rhineuridae. Bases 585 to 2030 code for a protein of 481 amino acids. The record is from RefSeq and is a predicted model, not a curated record. The transcript is spliced from 3 exons.